Messenger RNA from Pectinophora gossypiella (pink bollworm), 1841 nucleotides. RefSeq lists its product as uncharacterized. Bases 190 to 1827 code for a protein of 545 amino acids. The transcript has 3 exons. Lineage: Eukaryota; Metazoa; Arthropoda; Insecta; Lepidoptera; Gelechiidae. The record is from RefSeq and is a predicted model, not a curated record.
UUUAAUAAAUGAUAAUAGAUUAUAUUUUAGCUUUGAAUUAUAUUUGAUUUUAGCUUGUAAUUCUGUAAUGUUAAGAACUUGCUUUCAAUCCCUGCGGGCUUUUACAUAAUAUUUUAGCGGGUUAGUGGUAUUUGCUGUGUUGACAAAGAAGCUGUUUUUAAUAUCCGUGAUUACACAGCCUAAUUAAGUAUGUUAGAAACAGAUGAGGUGGAUGAUGACUACUUUACCCCAGUUUCCACCACAACACUUGCAAGCAUAUUUGGAAGUGAUAAAGAGAGCAAAGAUGAGAGGGAGGGUAAAAAAACAACAAAUGAAUCCUUAAAAUACACACCUCCAAAACAACAUGUGCCACAAAAUGUUACUGAAGAAAAAGUUGAAGAAGAAUCCAAACUUACAGAGUGUAUCUUUGCUUGUGCUCUGUCUGCACAUGAAUGGACUAACAACAAUUACGUAAACAGAGGAAAAGUUGGUUUUGCUAUAAUAAAAAUAACAAAAAAUAACAGCCAUACUAUAAUACUUUACAAUUCUAAUAAAACAACCUUGUCUAGUACAACAGUCACUUCAAAUUUAAAUAUGACUGUGAAAGGAGAUAAUUACAUUUGCUUUUACGAUAGCCUUUCUAAAUACUGGAGUAUUUAUGCAAAGGAAGUAGAAGUCAAGAAAAUAUCUGAGAUAUUAACUAAAUUUGGUGUCAACAUAAAAUAUGCUGUAAAUACAGAUCAUAAUCCACCAGAUCCUAAUAAAACAGUCGUUGAUAAAUGUGAUACAGCAACAUACAAUUCUGGCAAAGAAAGUGAUACAGACUCGUCUGUGAACAGAAGAACUAAAGCUUCUAUAUUGAACAGAAUGGCUACUAUGGGACACUCAGUCCUACCGCUUCAUACUUUACCUGCAGAUAAAUCAAGUGAUUCCUCAGACAAUGAAAAUACCAACCAGCCCCCCAAAAUAACCAGGCCCAAACCUGUUAAAACCAUUAAUAAAAGAAUGGUGUCAGAUAAGAAUGUAGCUGAAGUAUUAGAUCUAAGUAACAGCAGCAAAACAACUGUAGCCAAAAUUGAACAACCAUUACCAACCACUUCUAUGGUAUACACUUGUAUAAAUGGACAACUUGUUCCUGUCUCGAACACUAAUCUUGGUGCUGCCUAUGGAAACAACAGCAAUAGUGAAAUGAAUUUAUUUAUGAGUGAACAAAGAAUUAACAAUAAUGAGCUAAGAAUAAAUAUCAACAGGACCGCAGAUAAAGUAGAUCAGAUAUUGGAAAAAAUUAAAGGCUUAGAGCAACCAAGUAAGGAUAAAAGUAUUUCAAACUUCCAAACAGAUAUAAUGCAAAAAUUAUUGAGUGAGUAUGAGAACAAAAUUAAAAUAUAUGAACAACUCUUAACAUCACAAAAUAAAAACAAAAUUGAUGAACACUUGUUAAAAACUUCAUCAAACACAUCUGAUGAAAUUGCAUCAUACAAAAAUGUAAUAUCAGAAUUACAAAAUAUUGUUAUUGAAAAGGACAAAGAGAUUAAAAUGCUUACUGACAGACUACAAGAGAAUAAUCUAGUCAAAGAAAUUACCAACUUGAAACAGUCAUUAGCAAUAAAAAAUGAUCAAGUUGAAAAACUUAUCCAACAAUUAGAAAGAAGAGACACAAAAUUAAAAACUGAUGAAGAUGACUUUGAAAAUAAAUUAAAAUAUACUAUGAAUGAUGUUUACCGAUCAAUAUCUGUAAACUUUGAAAGCAACGAAACUUACACAGGUGAAACCGUAAAAAAUGUCACUGCUUCAGUCAUAAAGGAUGUUACAAUUAAAUUUUUAAAUGAAUACAGCUAUGAAAAAUAAAUACCGAAUUACUA